AUGGCGUCCACCGUUCCCUAUACCGUGACAUAUCGCCGUCCGGAGAGAGAACCUCCUCUGUUCCUGGCCGGAACUUUUACAACCGUACAGUGGGGCCUCCAGGAGAUGGGCUGCUCUCGCGAUGAGAGUGGCGAAUAUGUCUUUGAGUCUCGCGUCUUCGUCGAGCCUGGCAGAGAAUACCAGUUCAAGUUCAAAGCUGGACAAGAUGGCCCCUGGAUCUUGGAUGAAGAAAAGACUAUCGCCACGGACGAGGCAGGCAACCGCAACAACAUCUUGAAAGUUCCCAAGAGCUACAUAUCCAAGACCAAAGACGAGGGAAGAAGGACUUCAACCCCCGUUGGACAAGUUGCUUCUGUCGCCGCCGAAGUCGCGGAUGUAGCCGCAAAGCUUGACGAGAAUGACUCGUCGUCGCCUCAAAUCAGCGGGUCUGGCGGCGAGAGCGAGAUUGACGAAGACCUCAAAACUCCCUUGUUUGCUCAUGAGUGCUUUGGUGCCUACGAGUUUGUCGACGAUGCUUUGGACCAUGAAGCUCUUGAUGAUGCCAAGCUGAGGCGUGCUUCGAAGCCGAAGCUUGAUGAAUAUGCGAUAGAGGAUGCAGACAUUAACGAUCCAACGAUUGAACAAUUUCCUUGCGAUAAGUUAGAGAUAUUCAGCACACUGCGCAAAAUCCAAUCCAGCUUGGGUGAAGAUCAAGUUAGUCUUGAUGAUUCACAACACUCACCUCGUCUUGACGGAAGAAGAACCAGCGUGGACUCGGAUGAUAGUCUCUUAUCGGCCGGAUCUCUGAGCCCAGUCACAGCUAGAAAACGGGAGAAUCGUAUGUCGACAAGCAGUGGCCGCAAUAGAUCGCUGGUAUCACUUGGCUCCAUCGCCGAAGAGCCAAAAACCCCAGGUCCAACCAAACCGUCUCAUCCACUGUCUACAGCCGGCUUCUCGAAGAAAGAUACACAACUCAAUCAUGCCAAAGGCCCCACAAUCGAACAAGGUGAACACCUUAUGAUGAGACGAUCUGUGCAUUAA
Messenger RNA from Trichoderma gamsii, 1020 nucleotides. RefSeq lists its product as hypothetical. The record is from RefSeq and is a predicted model, not a curated record. The coding region runs from base 1 to 1020 and encodes 339 amino acids. NCBI's taxonomy places the organism in Eukaryota, Fungi, Ascomycota, Sordariomycetes, Hypocreales, Hypocreaceae. The transcript has 3 exons.